This is a messenger RNA of Maudiozyma saulgeensis, 492 nucleotides long. The record is from the annotation of a GenBank genome assembly. Lineage: Eukaryota; Fungi; Ascomycota; Saccharomycetes; Saccharomycetales; Saccharomycetaceae.
AUGCCUUUAGUGAAAGCUGCCUCUCAUCUAUUAUUAUACUCCUUCGCCUUUGGUGGUUCUGCUUUUUAUUCAUAUGUCGCAUCUCCAAUUGCGUUCAAAGUGUUAGCUAGGGAUCAAUUCUCUAUUUUACAAAGUAAAGUAUUCCCUAGUUUUUUUACUAUGCAAGGGAUUUCACCAAUGUUACUUGCUUUGACAGCCCCUAUGCCACUGACUUUGGCGCCAGCAGUCGCCUUAUCUACAGCAUCCGUUAGUGGGUUAAUUAAUUUAUUUUGGUUAUUACCAUGGAAUAGAAAAGUUAAGGAACAAAGGUUAAACCUUAAGAAUAAAUACAAGGAUGAUCCUGAAAAACUAGAAGAAUUAGAUAAACCUUUAAGAAAAGAAUUUGGUAAAUCUCAUGGUAUUAGUCUUUUAUUUAACGUGUCUCAUGUGAUUAGUUUAUUAAUUUACGGUGUUUAUCUUUCUAAAGGUUUUUUACAUUUUGUACCUAAAUGA